This is a messenger RNA of Oncorhynchus masou masou (cherry salmon), 3157 nucleotides long. Its product is annotated as E3 ubiquitin-protein ligase KCMF1-like. Gene Ontology annotation, biological process: synaptic signaling. The coding region runs from base 118 to 1317 and encodes 399 amino acids. The transcript has 8 exons. NCBI's taxonomy places the organism in Eukaryota, Metazoa, Chordata, Actinopteri, Salmoniformes, Salmonidae. Gene Ontology annotation, molecular function: zinc ion binding. The record is from RefSeq and is a predicted model, not a curated record. Gene Ontology annotation, cellular component: plasma membrane.
ACACACAUGUGGCUGCGGAGACCGGAUCCUUCAUAGGAGUUAUCAAGAGGUCAGGGACAGCUAGGUUGCUGGUUCAAGCGAGUCCGUGUAUGGGCCUGUGUUUAGUGUCCCAAUAGGAUGUCCCGUCAUGAAGGUGUGAGCUGCGACGCGUGUUUGAAAGGUAACUUUCGGGGGCAGCGGUACAAGUGUUUAAUUUGCUACGACUACGACCUGUGUGCCUCGUGCUACGAGGACGGAGCCACGACCACCAGGCACACGGCAGAGCACGCCAUGCAGUGUAUACUAACCAGGGUCGACUAUGACCUGUAUUAUGGGGGAGAGUCCUUCUCGGUGGAGCAGCCCCAGGCUUUCACCUGUCCCUACUGUGGCAGGAUGGGCUACACAGAGACUUCCCUACAGGAGCACGUGACUGCAGAGCACACAGAGACCUCCUCAGAGGUGAUCUGUCCCAUAUGUGCUGUGCUGCCUGGCGGAGACCCUAAUCACGUGACGGACGACUUCGCUGCUCAUCUCACACUUGAACACAGAGCACCCAGAGACUUGGAUGAGUCGAGCGGUGUGCGUCACGUGCGUAGGAUGAUCCACCCGGGUCGGGGUCUAGGGGGGCAGCGGGCCCGUCGAUCCAACAUGCACUUCACCUCGUCAACCUCCGGGGGGAGCUCUACCACACAGACCUCUACACAGAGCUCCAACUACAACAGGGAGGCCAUGGAUCCUAUAGGAGAGCUGCUGUCCCAGUUGUCAGGGGUGCGUAGAUCGGCGGGCAGCCAGCUGAGUUCGGGUCCGUCAGCCUCCCAGCUGCAGCAGCUCCAGAUGCAGCUCCAGGUGGAUUGGCAGCAGACCCAGGCUACCAGACGGCAGUUGGAGACGGCCCGGGGCACCUCGCAACGCGGCAGCCGCAGCUCCAACCACGCAGGGAAUCACAACGCCAACCCUGGCUCCAACUUCUUCAACAACCUUAGUCCCAACCCGGAGCAGCAGGAGCCCAACACACAGAGCAACACCUCCCAGUUCCUUCUCAACCGACUGAGUGAGCCGAGGUUGUCAGAGGCGGAACACCAGCUAUGUGAGGGCCAGUGGGCGGACCGCUCUCUCUUCGUCACGGAGCUCCUCCUCUCCACCCUGCUGGCCAAUCCCGGCCACAGCGAAGACGACGACGAUCUCCGUGACUACCACGAUGCCGUGACGCGGGGCUCGGAUGCCUUCGCCGCCUUCGAAGAUAUGGGCUGCGUUGGGGUCAUGACCCUAGACGUGGCUCUGCAGAACCUCAACCUCCGAGAACUGAGGAACGAGCAGCAUCCUCCGGCGUUGCCGUAGCAACCACUACGAAGUUGGGGGGGGGGUUGUCAUCUCAUCUGUCACCCCCCCCCCACACCACAUUCUAUUACAAUGUGUACAUGACAGGACACAGAAUGUGAACGUGAGAGAGCGAGUGUUGUGAGCAAGGGGAAAUUGAACAAUUUAUAAUACAUCUAUAUAAAUGUUUAUGAAAGAAAGCGGAUAAUCAACACCACAUGAAGCCGUGUUUGACCGCUUGGCCCCCAGCAGGUGAACGUAGGUCAGAUAGAUGGGUAGGUAGCAGCUUGAUCAUUUAUUAUCAUAAAGUAGUGCACAGACACACAACAGGACAGACAGACAGAGGGAAGAUCUCAAUUGCAUACUCCUUGUCCCCUAUUCCUUAAAACCCAGUGGGUUUUAGGGAGACGUCUUCCCAGAUUCUCUCCGCCUACGCCUCUGUGUUCCUGGAUAUUUAAACCCAGUGGGUUUUAGGGAGACGUCUUCCCAGAUUUUCUCCUCCUACGCCUCUGUGUUCCUGGAUAUUUAAACCCAGUGGGUUUUAGGGAGACGUCUUCCCAGAUUUUCUCCUCCUACGCCUCUGUGUUCCUGGAUAUUUAAACCCAGUGGGUUUUAAGGAGACGUCUUCCCAGAUUCUCUCCUCCUACGCCUCUGUGUUCCUGGAUAUUUAUCAAAACCUACUUUGAUGGUUUGCCACAACAAACGUUGGCACGUCCAGAUUGUUCACAACUGUGUUCCCUCUUCUCAACUACAGUCACUGUUCCAUAUUAAAGUGCUAUCACAAAUCGGGGAGUCGGGUAUCAUCGCAGAGAUGUUUUAACUCCUAUAGGAUCGCAUAUGUGUGUUCGGUCUAUGGCUAAUCUUCCUAACCUGCUCUGUCAAUUAUAGGGGCUGUUUUUUAUUUUUAUUUUUUGUUCUACACAAAUGAUUCACUCCUCAGAGACUGUUGAUUGGAUGGUUUAGUUCCUACCGCGUGUCUGACAUCACUCCUCAGAGACUGUUGAUUGGAUGGUUUAGUUCCUACCGCGUGUCUGACAUCACUCCUCAGAGACUGUUGAUUGGAUGGUUUAGUUCCUACCGCGUGUCUGACAUCACUCCUCAGAGACUGUUGAUUGGAUGGUUUAGUUCCUACGGCGUGUUUGACAUCACUUACUCCUCAGAGACUGUUGAUUGGAUGGUUUAGUUCCUACCGCGUGUUUGACAUCACUUACUCCUCAGAGACUGUUGAUUGGAUGGUUUAGUUCCUACAGCGUGUUUGACAUCACUUACUCCUCAGAGACUGUUGAUUGGAUGGUUUAGUUCCUACGGCGUGUUAGACAUCACUUACUCCUCAGAGACUGUUGAUUGGAUGGUUUAGUUCCUACGGCGUGUUUGACAUCACUUACUCCUCAGAGACUGUUGAUUGGAUGGUUUAGAUCCUACCGCGUGUUUGACAUCACUCCUCAGAGACUGUUGAUUGGAUGGUUUAGUUCCUACGGCGUGUUAGACAUCACUCAGAGACUGUUGAUUGGAUGGUUUAGUUCCUACGGCGUGUUUGACAUCACUUACUCCUCAGAGACUGUUGAUUGGAUGGUUUAGUUCCUACGGCGUGUUUGACAUCACUCCUCAGAGACUGUUGAUUGGAUGGUUUAGUUCCUACCGCGUGUUAGACAUCACUUACUCCUCAGAGACUGUUGAUUGGAUGGUUUAGUUCCUACGGCGUGUUUGACAUCACUUACUCCUCAGAGACUGUUGAUUGGAUGGUUUAGUUCCUACCGCGUGUUUGACAUCACUUACUCCUCAGAGACUGUUGAUUGGAUGGUUUAGUUCCUACAGCGUGUUUGACAUCACUUACUCCUCAGAGACUGUUGAUUGGAUGGUU